AGCAAAAGACAUGAUACCUCUCUGUGUGUGGGCUGUUGGGCUCAGUUCUCACUAGCUUUGCUUCAUGUCAAUAUUGCACAACUGAUUUUUUUUUUAAUCGCUAGUGUGUGAUGUAACGUUAUCGCCUUUCAGCCAUAUCACUGCCCAGCACAGCCAUGGGUAAAUGUAAAUUCAAUAAGAAGUUCUAGAGAUUCGUACGAGGCGCGAUGUGAACUUUGUCGCAAAACAUUCAAACUUGGGAUAAUGGAUAAUGUGUCCCUUAGAAUCGCAGCCCUGCAUUCCAAAAAGGAAGACGAGUACUUCACCAUGAGCUCAGACGAUGGUGACAUGGAGAACCAGGUUGAGCUGGAAGAGAAGACAAGGCUCAUCAACCAGGUGCUGGAGCUUCAACACACUUUAGAGGACCUGUCUGCCAGAGUGGAUGCUGUCAAAGAGGAGAACCUGAAGCUGAAGUCGGAGAACCAGGUUCUGGGUCAGUACAUUGAAAACCUCAUGUCCGCCUCCAGUGUCUUCCAGACCACUGACACUAAGAGCAAACGAAAGUAAGGAGAACCUCGGAGAGCCUUGACCUAGAACCCCCCACACAUUCCAUAACCUCAACCCAAAGCCUAAACCUAAACUGUCCUGGAUGACUGGACUCUUAAUGAUCAACAUCAUGGACCCUUUAAUACUGCCUAAGCCUAAAACAUGUCUGCAAACAUGGGUAUUCGUCAUGACCUUAAUAUGUGCACUGGGCAGCAGUGUUGCAUUUUUCACAUCAGAAUGUACAGGAAAGGGGGAAAAAAGCUGGAGAAUUUAAAGCCCUGGAAAAUCAGUCAGAAUACAAAGACCCAGAUUUUUAUUAAGCUCAACUAAUAAGCAGAUAUGCACCACAGUUUUUUGAAAUUUUGAAGUUGAACACAUGUGAGCUGUGGUAACCCUGUAACCCCUGAUUGCAUCUGUAUGCAAAGAUAUAUCUUUUCAGAUGCAUGUUUUAGACUUUAGUCAGCUGCAACUCAGAUCCACAUCUAACUUCAUCUCUCAACCCAAACAUCUUAAGUCCCAAGACACUGAGUACUGAGGAAAAGCAGACACAACUCUAAACAGGUUGUCAUAGAUGUGCAGUUGAUCCCCAAAUCUUCUACCAGUUACAAACAUACAGUGGUGUAGUGAGUGAACAGCAUGUCAGCAUGACAUAGAUAGCAGCCAGUAGUUUUAAUUUUGGUACAGGCUUUUGUCUUUGAGCUACAUUGUGUAAACUUGAUUAAAAACUGGACUGGUACUUAAAUUCAGGUGAACUACGGCAUGUAUAAUUUGUAUGGGGGUUAUUUUAUGCUGUAAAUUAAGUCAGAAUUGGCUCAAUAAUCAGAACUGAUUAAAUAUAAACAUUCACAGCACAAUAAUGAAUAAUUGACUUUAAGAAGGUCAAAAAUAAAUCAAUUGAGCAUGCGUGCAGCAGGGGGGUAGAAAACUCUGGUGGAAACCAUCAAAAUGGCUGUUUAAAUGCAAAUUUGUAUGAUGCAUUUGUUCUCGCAUUUCCCAAACAUUUUGUACCACACGCCACAUUCUGAUAGACAUCUGUCGGCACUGGCUAGCUAACGUGACACAUAUUCCAGUGAGAUAAGGCAGCUAGUAGCAGUAAUAACGAUAACCCAGACUAUACAAAGGUAGCUCUACAGGUAGUGAGAAAUGAAACUUGAGUGUCCCAAAACAUCAAUGGGCAGCAUGGGUUAAAAGCACAGAGCCCCACUCACACAAGUAACGUUAGCAUUAAAAAAAGAUAUAUUAGUAACGUGGAUGUAGUAGUAACGCUAGCACUGAUCAUAGAGCCUGACAAACUUCUGCAAUAUUUCUUUAACUACACUUAAAAACAGUUGCUGUGCAAAACUAUCCACCACCUUAUUAAAAUCUGGGGCUCUGACCAGAUCGCUGCAUGCUAAUAGCUAAUUCUGGACCCUGAGCCUACAGGGAGGUUUCCUUCUUGUGAAAUUUAACGUUUUCCACGCAUUACUUUUGUAGUUUGUGCAGUUAAUGAUGCAAAAUCAACUCAAACAACAACAAAAUCAACAAAAUCAUAAGCUCAGUCAUUUCAGUUAGUUUUCUAUCCCCCGCAUCUCAUAGUGGCGUUGCAAAUCUGUCUGUUUUCUGUAUUCAUUAUCAUGGAAAAUAUGUUUUACUUAAAUGUUAUAGUUCAGAUCAUGCUGAGACUCUUUCAAAGCCAUGUUGUCAGAUGUCCAUUGGCUCACAGAGAUGGUGAUGUUACUGUUCCCCCCCACCCCCACUGAACCAAAAAAAAACCACAAUCCUAUUCAGAUUUUUUUUCUAGAAUUAAAAUGUUUACGUUAAACUUUUCUUUUCUCCUUGUGGCAUAAUGGCUUAGUCGAACACAAUUUUCAGUGUUUGCUGGUGAGAGAUCAUGUCUUUGUCAGUGCACUAGAGACUCCUACUGGUUGGUCAGGGUGCCUGCAUGGAGGCAGCUGGUGUUACCAUGUGUAUCAGAAGAGACACGUUAGUCUACUCCCUCCCCAACUCCAACUGUACUGGCAAGGAGCACAGUACAGGAAAAUUUGGCUGUUCAAAAUGGGGAGAAAAAGUGGGGAUUCAGUAAAUCUUAGAAUUUGUAUUUUUGUUAUAAAAUGGUUUUAUUGUUACUGCUUAUAACUUCUCUAAAGAGAGAAGGGUUAAAGGGCCAUUUUGAAUUGUUUAGUCUUUGUCAUUUCAGUACAAUGUCACUUUUUUGUUGCCAUUUGUUGCUGCUUCUUACAAGUUGGGAAAUAAAUUACUACUUAAACAGACUGUCUUUGUUAAAUCAGUGACAAAUAUACAUACUGUAUUUUAUGCAUAAAUGUUGAAGAAACAUCAUCUAUGAUGUCUUGAAAUAUCUUUAAAUCUGUUGCAUUUGUAUGUUUUUUAUGUAUUGUUUUUUGUUGCGAAUUUAAAAUGACUGGUUUAAUAAAGUGAUGACAUGUU
Molecule: messenger RNA, 2949 nt
Organism: Siniperca chuatsi (mandarin fish)
Lineage: Eukaryota; Metazoa; Chordata; Actinopteri; Centrarchiformes; Sinipercidae
Product: short coiled-coil protein B
Exons: 4
Coding region: 244-546 (100 amino acids)
Cellular component (GO): trans-Golgi network
Source: RefSeq, a predicted model, not a curated record